AUGGAAGGGACUCCUGUCGACUCUGGACUAGCAUUGUCAGCGCAGACCGUUGUCUCGCCUGUCACUCAAACUCCCAUGCCUGCUAAUCUGACAUGUAAACCACCCGACAGGAGGAAUCUGCCUGCAUUCCUGUCAAACCUGGGAAAACCCACUUUACGUGGCAUUCGCAAGUGCCCUCAGUGUGGUGUGUAUAACGGCACCCGUGGCCUCAGCUGUAAGAAUGAAGCCUGUGGAAUUAUUUUUAGAAGUGGAGCCCAGGGAGUGGGAAAGAGCUCCAAGAAAGCCCAGUCUGAGGUUGUGCGGGUGGUGACUGACGGAGGUGGGGGUGCAGCUUCGGGGCCACAGGUAUUCUCAGUGCGACAGAAGGGACGAGGUUUGGAGCAGCGUGGUUUUGUGGAGCUUUUCCUUGCAGACACUGCAAUUGCCACGGCUGAUGGUACCCUCCUGACCCGAGUCAACCUCGGCCGCUGCCUGGUACCUUCUUGUCGCCAUAGUGAGAGGGCAUCAUCGGUUGGAGGUGGAGAUGGUUGUCAACAGUCAACCCAGACACCUGAGAGCCCCUGUAUCCAUGUGAAGCAAGCAAUGGAGUGCCAAGGGCAGGCCACACCACUGCCCUUCAAAAGUUCAGUGCUCGAGGCACUGCCAGCCUCCACUCAGGCCAAGGAGGAGCUCUGGAGGUUGGCCACUGAGACGCCAGGGCCCCUGGUCCAGAGAGUCUCCAGUGGGACUCUGGUGGUGAAGUGCCAGCCUGGCGAGGCACAUCCCCUCGGUCUUUUGCACCUGACAGUUGGGGGUGGUGGAGCCAUUGGGAAAGGUGAUGGAGGCACUGUCUUCCGCUGUGCUUGUCAGUUAACAAGAGGCAGAGGAACCUCAGGACUAAAAUCUGCAGUGAACACAGCAAAGUCUGAUGGGAAAGAGCCGGACACUCCCCCAUUUUCCUCUCCCCUGCCAAGGAAUACAUCCCUUUCCUCAGAACACUGUCUGCACUUCUAUGCAUGUGUCUGUGCAUUAAGUAGCGAUGAAAAGCUAGCCUCAGAGUUUGCAGCAUUCCUGAACUACAACUCUAAUGGAAGCAGUCAGCAUGUAGAUGAGGGAAGUGUUUCUUUGACCUUUCAGCAGUGGCUAGCCAGUGUCACAGAGAGAAUCCACCAGACCAUGCACUUCCAGUUUGAUGGUAAACCAGAGCCGCUGGUCUUCCACAUCCCUAAGGCCUUUUUCAAUGCGCUACAGCAGCGUCUGUCUCUAGGUUCCAAGAAAAGACGGCUCCCUAACUCAACCACCACGUUUGUGCGGAAAGAUGCUUUGCCCCUCGGGUCUUUCUCCAAGUACACUUGGCACAUCACCAAUCUGAUGCAGGUUAAACGCAUCUUUGACACACCUGAGCUGCCUCUGGAGUUGACUCAGAGUUUUGUGAGGAACAGUGAUGGCACCUGUUCACCCUUCCACUGCCAGGAACUUUCCCCAGAACUGGCGUCAGACACCGGCCAGCCUCGCACAGACAGGCCACAAACCAUUAAACCUCUGGAGCUACGGACAUUCCUUAAAGUGGGGAUGUAUUCAGGAGAGCAGAGAGAGCCUGUUCCCUUUGUGAUCGAGUGGAUCCCAGACAUCCUGCCGCAUUCACACGUCGGUGAGCUGAGGAUCCGAUUUGAGUACGGCCACCAGCUCAGAGGCCAGGCUGACUACUACGGGAGGAUCACACCAGGAGGACCUGAGAGAAUCAGGCCGACAUCCACAGAGGAAAACACCCAGACCCAGCCAGGGCCCACCGUCCAGGACACCCAGGACACUGUGACGUAA
This is a messenger RNA of Chanos chanos (milkfish), 1800 nucleotides long. RefSeq names its product chromosome 3 C2orf42 homolog (gene c3h2orf42). The record is from RefSeq and is a predicted model, not a curated record. NCBI's taxonomy places the organism in Eukaryota, Metazoa, Chordata, Actinopteri, Gonorynchiformes, Chanidae. The coding region runs from base 1 to 1800 and encodes 599 amino acids. The transcript is spliced from 6 exons. Gene Ontology annotation, cellular component: nucleus.